Acanthisitta chloris (rifleman) is the source of this 1982-nucleotide messenger RNA. It is a transcript of the gene CAPN5, whose product is annotated as calpain 5. The transcript is spliced from 13 exons. Bases 1 to 1926 code for a protein of 641 amino acids. Gene Ontology annotation, molecular function: calcium-dependent cysteine-type endopeptidase activity. The record is from RefSeq and is a predicted model, not a curated record. Gene Ontology annotation, biological process: proteolysis. Lineage: Eukaryota; Metazoa; Chordata; Aves; Passeriformes; Acanthisittidae. Gene Ontology annotation, cellular component: cytoplasm.
AUGUUUUCCUCCGUGAAGCCAUAUGAGAACCAGCGCUACGCAUCUCUGAAGAAGGAGUGUCAGCGAAGGAAGCAGCUCUUUGAGGACCCACUUUUCCCUGCCAAUGACGACUCACUCUUCUACAAGUCAAGGAUUCAGGGCAUCCAGUGGAAGCGACCAAAAGAAAUCUGCAAUGAUCCACGUCUCUUUGUGGAUGGGAUCAGCUCCCAUGACUUACACCAGGGCCAGGUUGGGAACUGCUGGUUUGUGGCUGCCUGCUCCUCCCUGGCAUCCCGGGAGUCUCUGUGGCAGAAGGUAAUCAAGUCACACCAGAAUCAAGUAGGAGACCCUGAGAAACCUGAGAGCUAUGUGGGGAUCUUCCACUUCCAGUUCUGGCGUUUCGGUCAGUGGCUGGAUGUGGUGAUUGAUGACCGCCUGCCCACACUCCACAAUCAGCUCAUCUACUGCCACUCCAACUCCAAGAAUGAGUUCUGGUGUGCCUUAGUGGAGAAAGCUUAUGCAAAGUUGUCAGGCUGUUAUGAGGCCCUGGAUGGAGGCAACACAGCUGAUGCCUUGGUCGAUUUUACUGGUGGAGUCUCUGAACCUAUUGACCUGACUGAAGGGGACUACAUCGCUGAUGAAGCCAAGCGAAACCUCCUCUUUGAACGUGUGUUGAAGGUGCACAACCGUGGAGGCCUCAUCAGCUGCUCCAUCAAAGCCGUGUCAGCAGCUGACAUGGAGGCUCGCCUGGCCUGCGGACUGGUGAAGGGCCAUGCGUACGCGGUGACAGACGUGCGGAAGGUCCGUCUGGGCCAUGGCCUCCUGUCCUUCUUCAAGUCAGAGAAGCUGGACAUGAUCCGCAUGCGCAACCCUUGGGGAGAGCGGGAGUGGAACGGCCCUUGGAGUGAUACCUCAGAGGAGUGGCAGAAUGUGAGUAAAAGUGAGAGAGAGAAGAUGGGGAUGACGGUGGAAGAUGAUGGAGAGUUCUGGAUGACCUUUGAAGAUUUCUGUAAAUACUUCACGGACAUCAUCAAGUGCCGUAUGAUCAACACGUCCUACCUGAGCAUCCACAAGACCUGGGAGGAGGCAGUGCUACAUGGGGCAUGGACCAGAAGCAAUGACCCCUUGAAGAAUCGCUCUGGAGGCUGUAUCAAUCAUAAGGACACCUUUUUGCAGAACCCCCAAUAUGUGUUUGAUGUGAAGAAGGCAGAAGAUGAAGUGCUGAUCUCCAUCCAGCAGAAGCCAAAAAGGACGAGUCGCAAAGAGGGCAAAGGAGAGAACUUGGCCAUAGGCUUUGAUAUCCAUAAGGUGGAGCUGAAUAGGAACUACCGGAUGCACACCUUGCAGCAGAAGGUGGCCAGCUCCAUCUACAUCAACUCCCGCAGCGUCUUCCUGAGGACAGACCUGAAAGAAGGCCGCUAUGUCAUCAUCCCCACCACAUUUGACCCUGGUAACGAAGGCGAGUUCCUUCUCAGGAUUUUCACAGACGUGCCUUCAGAUUGCCGAGAGCUGACCCUGGAUGAGCCACCACACACCUGCUGGAGUGGGAUGUGUGGUUACCCACAAGUGGUAUCCCAGAUCCAUGUCCUUGCUGCAGCUGGACUCAAGAAUCAGGACUCACAAGGAGGAGCUGACCCUUAUGUAAUCAUAAAGUGCGAAGGGCAAAAAGUUCGCUCUCCAGUGAAGAAGAACACGCUAUCACCAGAGUUCGAUGUGAAAGGGCUCUUCUAUCGCAAGAAACCAGGACAACCCAUCAUUGUUCAGAUCUGGAACCACAGCUUAAUAAGUGAUGAGUUCUUGGGCCAAGUGGUGCUCACAGGGGAUCCCAGUGACCGGCAGUCAGUGCACACACUGCAUCUCCAGGACAAGGGGAACAAGAGGUCAAAUGAUCUCCCUGGAACCAUUGCUGUGAUGCUGCGCAGCAGUAACAUCCUCACUAAUGUCUGAGUACUCAAGGACUCUUCUUCUGGUGCCACAUAUGUGAAUAUAAACAUGCACAUAUA